Messenger RNA from Emiliania huxleyi CCMP1516, 1623 nucleotides. RefSeq lists its product as hypothetical. Bases 1 to 1623 code for a protein of 540 amino acids. Gene Ontology annotation, molecular function: acyltransferase activity, transferring groups other than amino-acyl groups. The record is from RefSeq and is a predicted model, not a curated record. The transcript has a single exon. NCBI's taxonomy places the organism in Eukaryota, Haptophyta, Isochrysidales, Noelaerhabdaceae.
AUGCCCGCAACUGCGGUCGCCGUGCAGGAGGAUAUCGUCGGUGAGGCGGAACGCCUGCGCCGCGUCGGGCAGCACCUCUUCUUUUGCGGCCUCGUCGAUGCCGCCGGUGUUACGCACCAGCUAAUGUUCAAGUCGGCUAGCGCCGAAGGAGUGAUGGACGACGGCGCACUGCGCCAGCUCAAGCGCUCGCUGCGGCCAGGCGACGCCCUCCGCGUAACGGUCCACGCACGCGAGCUGGCCGGCAGCGGCAGCGUGCUGCAUGUGCGGGAGGCGACCGUCCUCUCGCUCAGCGUUGCCUCCAACACGGGCGAGCGGCGGCGGGUCUCGCUCGACGGCGAGCCCACUGCCACCGCGCUGCCGCCGCCGCCGCCGCUGAGGCCGCGCUCCGAGGCCAAACAGCCUCCUUCUACGAGCACCGCGGCCGACGCCGACCCUGACGGCGACGAUGGCGUGCACGGCGACGGGGAGGCGCCGCGCACCGAGCGGGCGCGCAUCUUUGGCGAGUGGAUACUGCGUUCGUUCGCGCACGUCUUGGAGGAGCCGGCCGUGACGCAAUCGAGCGUCGAGGGGGCGCGCCCGUACACGGCGAGCGUGCGCCGCCUCGCCCGCGCCGCCUUCCCCGAGCUGGCCGACGCCGGGGAGGAGGGAGAGGAGGAGGAGGAGGAGGACUUGCUCGAGACGCUGUGCGGGGUGCACGACCCGGAGCGUUGCCUUGUCCUCCUCUGCUGGCUCCCGUCGCGAAGGGAGCCGGUCGGCUUCGCGCUGCUCUGCCGGCUCACCGCCUCGCUGCACGUCGCAAACCUGUGCGUCGACGCCGCCCUGCGGAGGAGGGGGCUCGGAGCGCUGCUCCUGCGGUCGGGCUCAGCCCUCGCGGCGUCGAUGGGGCUGCAUAAGCUCACCGGCAGCGUCGCCGCCUCAUCGCCGCACCUCCUCGACUUCUACGCGCGCCUCGGCGCCGCCGCGCUGCCGCCGCCGCCCUGCGGGCCCGGCGCAGCGAUCCUGACGCGCCGGCUCGAGGCGCCGUCCGGCCCGGCGACGGCGGGCGACGCGCCGGUGCCUCGCGAGCUCGGCGGUGCGGGCGGCGAGGCCGGCGGGAGGAGCGGCGUCCUCGACGUCGCGGGCGGGCGGGGAGAGCUGUCUCUGCACUUGACGCUGGCCGGGCAGCGGGCGACGCUCAUCGACCCGCGUCCGUCGGCGCUCGCAAAGUGGCAGCGCAAGCUGCUGCGCAAGUCGGGCUGCGAGCCCUUUGGCGUGCGGCGAGAGCUGUUUGGAGAGGCGGGCGGCGAGGCAGGGAUGGCCCUCGUGCGCGGCGCGGCGCUCGUCGUCGGCUUGCACACGGACGAGGUGACGGAGGCCAUCGUCGACGCGGCGCUCGCCGCCCGCACGCCGUUCGCCGUCGUGCCCUGCUGUGUCUUCUCCCGCCUGUUCCCCGGCCGGCGGCUCCGCAGCGGCCGGCCGGUGACGUCACACCCGUCGCUUGUCGCCUACUUGCUCGAGAAGCACCCCGCCGUCCGCUCCGCGCGCCUUGGCUUUGCGGGAAAGGACGUCGUCGUUUUUUGCACCGACUACGGCGCCCCGUCGGACGCCGCGCACCUAAUGUGUGCCCCGUGCGACGAGGGAUGA